Molecule: messenger RNA, 309 nt
Organism: Anisakis simplex (herring worm)
Lineage: Eukaryota; Metazoa; Nematoda; Chromadorea; Rhabditida; Anisakidae
Source: the annotation of a GenBank genome assembly
CGUUUAGCCGUACAAAACGUAGCAGCACAACAGCACAAAACCAACGAAGAGGCGGCUUCACUCGAAGGGGUGCAUCAUCUCAAAAGGAUUCAUUCCGACGCUUUGCUACCGGUAUGGCAUCUAAAUAAGUCUAGUUCGACCAGCUCUAGUGAAUAUUUUAGCUGAGCGAGCGCGGGAGUGACUGGUGGGGUGAACGGUGCCGAUAACGGAUGUGGAUGUGGAUGUGCUACUGGUGCACCUGGACCACCUGGCCCUCCAGGAAUCGAUGGAACGCCGGGUAGGGUCGAUAGGCGGCAGCCUCCCAUCUAG